Messenger RNA from Fukomys damarensis (Damara mole-rat), 1569 nucleotides. RefSeq names its product RING finger protein 208. The transcript is spliced from 2 exons. Gene Ontology annotation, molecular function: ubiquitin protein ligase activity. Gene Ontology annotation, cellular component: endoplasmic reticulum membrane. NCBI's taxonomy places the organism in Eukaryota, Metazoa, Chordata, Mammalia, Rodentia, Bathyergidae. The coding region runs from base 1 to 1002 and encodes 333 amino acids. The record is from RefSeq and is a predicted model, not a curated record. Gene Ontology annotation, biological process: intrinsic apoptotic signaling pathway in response to endoplasmic reticulum stress; protein K29-linked ubiquitination; proteasome-mediated ubiquitin-dependent protein catabolic process.
AUGAACUCGGGGUCCUGGAGACACCCAGCCAAGCCUGCCCUGCCUCGGACGCUGCAGUUCCCUGGCAGGCCAGUGAUGGAGCCCAGAAGUGUAGCUGGAGGUCAGUACUCGGGAGCAGUGGGGUGGCAUCCAAACCCUGCCCAGCUGCUGAGGGCCACACUGACCUCCACACCUCCCCCACCGCCAACCCACAGGCUGGAGCCCCUACCCACCCAUCCUGACUCCCGCUCUAGGGACCCCACCUUGGGCCCCUCGGACUUCAGUUCUAGGCCUUCCAGUCCUCUGUGGGCCUCUCUGGGUCCUGAGUGUCUGGACUUGCUGUGCCAACCUCCAGCAGAUGGGGGAGGCCUGGGGCCCCCCCAGUGUGCCAGUACUCUGGGCAGUGAGCCCCUGCUUGGGGCCACAGCCUCAGCUAGCACCUGGGUUCUGCCAGAGCUGGGGGAGCCGGUGGAGGACCACAGGCAGGAGGAGGAGUGUCCUAUCUGCACAGAGCCCUAUGGGCCCAGUGAGCACCGCCUGACUCUACUGAACUGCGGCCAUGGCCUGUGUUCAGGCUGCCUGCACCAGCUGCUGGGCACAACCUCCAGUGCAGACCUGGGUCGCGUAUGCUGCCCUCUGUGCCGCCAGAAGACACCCAUGCUGGAGUGGGAGAUCUGCCGGCUGCAGGAGGAGCUGCUUCAGGCUGAUGGGCCCCAGCGCCCGCCACCCCCUGUACCCCCCACACCCGCUGGCCGUAGGCCUGGGCCCUGGGGCUCCCUCGAGCACCGCUACCAGCCACGCUUCCUGGUGGGGCCUAUGGGCAGCCGGGGCUGCCUGCCCUUCCUGCCCUGCCCACCCCGUCUGGGCACCUGGCUGUGGGCACUGCGGGAACGUGGGCCCUGCGCCCGCCGCCUGGUGCUGCUGAGCCUGCUGGCGCUUGAGCUGCUGGGGCUGCUGCUCAUCUUCACACCGCUCAUGCUGCUGGGGAUGCUCUUCAUGCUCCUGGACCGCGCCAGCCGCUGAGCCCAGCUAGAUGACCAGGCUCGAAAGCUCAACUUCAGACAGUCCUGGCCUUCCCGAGCCCCAGACACCAGAAGCCUGGCCUGGCCAGAGAGCCCACUCCAUCCUGCAGUCCGGACAUAAUCUGGGCCCAAGGACACUAUGCAAGGACAGCUGCUAGAGGAGGGCAGCAGGAAGGACCUCGAGCCAGGCCCUGCCCUGGCCAUGGCAGACUCUGGGUCACAGCACCCCCUCCUGAGGCCCAUCCAAGGAGGACAACAUGAGAGGCAGGACAUGUGGAAGUGAGUCUGUUGCCAGGGGAAGGACAGGGGCCACAGGAGCUGACCUAAAAUCUAGAUCAGAGCCAGCGUGUCCUUGAAGGUCACUGCGGCCAGGGGAAGGGCCUGUGCAGCACAUGGCUGGCCCAGGGAAGCCAGGGGCUUAGAGGUACUGGCUCCCAACACAGCUUGAAGCUCUCACCUGCAGGAUGCCACAGCCAUGGGUAAAUGGUGAUGUGAUUAAGGUGCGGUGCUGAGCAUGUGCCUAGCACAGAAAUUGGCUCUCAAUAAACAGGAGCUCCUGGCACCAUGG